Messenger RNA from Lycium ferocissimum, 1393 nucleotides. RefSeq names its product lactoylglutathione lyase GLX1-like. Gene Ontology annotation, cellular component: cytoplasm. The transcript has 9 exons. Gene Ontology annotation, molecular function: lactoylglutathione lyase activity; metal ion binding. The coding region runs from base 105 to 1193 and encodes 362 amino acids. NCBI's taxonomy places the organism in Eukaryota, Viridiplantae, Streptophyta, Magnoliopsida, Solanales, Solanaceae. The record is from RefSeq and is a predicted model, not a curated record.
UAUCCAAACCCAUACGUAUAAAUCAGCAAAUUUAAGUUAGGAUAAAGUUUGAUAUAUGCAGAGGACAGGAGCGUUACAGAACUUACAGUUGAUAGUCCAUACAAAUGGCUCUACAAAUAUUUUCCCCUAAAAUUCAACAGCCAUUGAAGUCCAUUUUUCCUUCUUCUACUAAUAAUGGGUGCAGUGUAUUUGUGCCUUGUGCCUACAAUGCAUCUCGCAGGCUUGCUUUAUUUCAACUCACUACAGCCAUCACUCAGUCACAGUUAUUCAAUGGAAAAGCACCUGAAUCUCUUAAUGCUGAAGGGAAAGUGAUCGAAAGUGGAACGAUUGCUGAACUGGCGCAGUCAAAUAUUGCCCUAAGUGAUGAAAAUGCAUCAGAGUGGAUCAAGCAAGACAAAAGAAGAAUGCUUCAUGUCGUUUACCGUGUUGGGGAUUUGGACAAGACGAUAAAGUUUUACGCAGAAUGCUUGGGAAUGAAGCUGUUAAGGAGGCGAGAUAUACCAGAGGAUGGUUAUUCAAAUGCUUUUCUUGGUUAUGGACCUGAAGAAUCAAAUUUCGCCGUUGAACUUACUUACAACUAUGGAGUUGAAAAGUAUGACAUUGGAACUGGUUUUGGUCAUUUUGGAAUUGCAGUUGAGGAUGUUGCUAAGAUGGUAGACCUAGUAAAAGCAAAGGGAGGGAAGGUCCUCCGGGAACCUGGUCCAAUCAAAGAUGGAGGACCUAUAAUUGCCCUCGUGGAAGAUCCUGACGGCUACAACUUUGAGUUUCUAGAGAGAAGUCCUACUCUUGAGCCUUUCCGUCACGUAAUGCUCCGUGUAGGAGAUCUUGACCAGUCCAUUAAUUUCUAUAAGAAGGCAUUUGGCAUGGAUCUUAUUCGUAAAAGAGAUAAUCCGGACAACAAAAACACAAUAGCCAUCAUGGGUUAUGGACCUGAAGACCAAAAUGCAGUUCUGGAAUUAACAUAUAUUUACGGUGUCAAAAGCUAUGAUAAAGGAAAUGGUUAUGGUCAGAUCGCAGUAGGAACAGAUGAUGUCUACAAGACUGCAGAAACUAUAAGACUUUAUGGAGGGGAAAUUGUACUUGAACCUGGACCCUUGCCGGGUAUCAACACCAAGAUCAUGGCAUGCGUUGAUCCUGAUGGUUGGAAGACAGUUUUUGUUGAUAAUGCUGACUUUAUGAAGGAAUUAGAGUGAACAAAUGCAGGAUUACCCAAAACAUCUCAAUCAUGCACUAGGUUUCUGAAUAAUUUGUCACAAUUUGUCCACUGAUAUCAUUCAGAUAAUCUAUUCCGACAUAAAUCAGGCACAUUGUAAUGCCAUUUUCCAAUAUGUAAUCUAUCCCUAUACAGAUGUAACAGCUUAAAUCAAUCCAUUGCUUCUCUGAUUUGAUACCA